Liolophura sinensis is the source of this 676-nucleotide messenger RNA. RefSeq names its product NADH dehydrogenase [ubiquinone] 1 beta subcomplex subunit 9-like. Gene Ontology annotation, biological process: mitochondrial electron transport, NADH to ubiquinone. The transcript is spliced from 4 exons. Gene Ontology annotation, cellular component: respiratory chain complex I. NCBI's taxonomy places the organism in Eukaryota, Metazoa, Mollusca, Polyplacophora, Chitonida, Chitonidae. The record is from RefSeq and is a predicted model, not a curated record. Bases 49 to 483 code for a protein of 144 amino acids.
CGUCGGCAAGGCGCUGUGACAUCGGUUGACUUUGCAGGAAAGUUCAGAAUGUCUUACUUGCAAACACGCGUCUUGUCUCACGGACAGAGAGUUUGUAAACUGUAUAAGCAAACUUUGAGGCAACUAGAAUCAUAUUAUGGAGACAAAAGAUACUGGUACAGAUAUAAUUGUGUCCUGAUGAGAGCCAGGUUUGAUGAAAACAAAGAUGUGAAAGAUUUAAGGGUGGCCAAGAAGCUUUUGGAGGAUGGCGAGAGGGAACUGUUCUUAAACCAGCAUGUCCAGCCUGUGAAAUUUCCUAAUUCGCCUGGUGGAGUGGCGUAUGGCAGAGAACCCCCUGUACCUGACUGGAUCUAUGACACAUGGGCACCCCUGGAGAAGGCACAGUACCCUGAAUAUUUUGCUCGGCGAGAGAAGAGGAAGCAGGAGUAUAUUGAGCGAUGGGAGAAGCAAUACGGCAAGCCCCAACUGGAUGGGGCCCAUUGAUGAUGGAGGAAGUGCUAUUUCUGUUUGGACAUUACUAUAAUAAUAUCCCGCUUUUUGGAAUACCGUUGUAUUUGUAAAUAGAAUCUGCACCAAUAGGAGGCUGUCUGAUUUGACAUACAGUAACAGCUGACCUGGACCCUCUGAGGUGUGUGCGCUGUAUCUCGUAGAUGUGUAGUAAAAAGUUGACUUUAAA